Brassica napus (rape) is the source of this 935-nucleotide messenger RNA. RefSeq names its product NADPH-dependent aldehyde reductase-like protein, chloroplastic. The record is from RefSeq and is a predicted model, not a curated record. Bases 57 to 590 code for a protein of 177 amino acids. Lineage: Eukaryota; Viridiplantae; Streptophyta; Magnoliopsida; Brassicales; Brassicaceae. The transcript has 2 exons.
AAAAGAAAAAUAAGUAAAUUAAGAGUCGAAUUCGUAUUUUUCUUCUCUUCAUCGUAAUGGCUGCACAAUCGCCUCCUCUCGCCGGGAGAGUCGCCAUUGUCACCGGCUCUUCUCGUGGUAUCGGUAGAGCGAUAGCGAUCCACCUCGCUGAACUCGGUGCUAGAGUCGUUGUCAAUUACACAACUAAAUCGUCUGACGCCGACCUUGUCGCAGCGGAGAUCAACGGUCUUCCAGGCGUUACCGGAAACGGACCAAGAGCGAUCGUGGUUCAGGCUAACGUUUCAGAGCCAAGGUCACGGGCCACUAUGAGAAAAGGAUGGGGAGUUGGUAGACUGCAAGAAAAGAGAAAAGGAGAAAGCAAAUUGAGUUGGAAGAGGGCCUUCGAGUCGCCGGUUCAUAUUCUGGUUAACUCGGCGGGAGUACUCGAUCCCAAGUACCCUUCGAUCGCAAACACAUCAGUCGAAGAUUUCGAUCGCACGUUCAGGUACGCUGCAGAUUGUUCAUUGAUUAGAAUCUUUGUCUUCACGAUAAAUAGUCGAAAUGUAAGCAAACUAGUUAGAAUCUUUGUCUUCACGCUCCGGGACCCAUAGCCACUGAGAUGUUCUUUGAAGGAAAGAGCUCGGAGGUUGUGGAGAAGAUAGCCGCAGAGAAUCCUUUUGGGAGAGUCGGCGAAGUCAGAGACGUGGUGCCUCUCGUUGGGUUCUUGGCUGGCGAUGGUGGUGAAUGGAUCAAUGGUCAGAUCAUUCCUGUUAAUGGUGGAUACGUGUAAAAGGAUUGGUCUUUAGUAGCCUUCUUGCUGUUCUUUUGAGGCUCACUGAUGAUAUGUUUGCAAAUGUGUUGUUAGGUUGUUGGUUAUCCAGAUGAUUUUUUUUUUUGUUUGAAACACAAAACAACUUUCAUUCACUCAAUACACUAGGUCUUGUUAGGUGAGUUCA